Pochonia chlamydosporia 170 is the source of this 2292-nucleotide messenger RNA. RefSeq lists its product as hypothetical. Lineage: Eukaryota; Fungi; Ascomycota; Sordariomycetes; Hypocreales; Clavicipitaceae. The transcript has a single exon. The record is from RefSeq and is a predicted model, not a curated record. Bases 1 to 2292 code for a protein of 763 amino acids.
AUGGCUCAUCCGGUCUCCCUCAACAGGAGAUUCACGGCGUCAUCACUAGAUGACGCCGCUUCUCCUCUGUCACCUCUGGGUUCAAACCCUUUCUCCUUCCAUCGUCGAAGCCACACAGGCGUGGAACAGCGUCAUCGUGUCGGGAGACCAGCAGAACGCCCCAACUCAGACUUCCAGUUUCAAAACUCCCGCAGCAACCUCUAUGCUGGCGACUUGCACGAUACAAUGUUGAUGGGGGAAAGAAUCCGCGCUCGUCGAGCCAGGGACGAUGUGGCUGCUCUAAUAGACUUCCUGAAGAAUCACCCGCCUCCACCUGACAACUUCAUGUCAAUACCAUACGAUGGAGACGAUGAAGAUGGACGAGGACGGUGGUCCAAAAUCAAGAAGAUGGGGAGGAGGAGCAAGUCGAUGCCCAGGCCACAGCAACACAUGCGGUUACCAGAUUCGGCAGUAGCUGGCGUCACCACUGGAGGGCAUAGGCACAUUGCCAUUUCCAUUCCAUUAGAAGCGACUCCGUACGGGGAGGAGAUGAGGUCUCAGUAUCCCGUUUUCACUCACGACAUGCAAAUGGGAACACCAAGCAAGGAGCAGGUUCGCACAUUCAGGAACGAGAAGGGUGUUGUGACCGUUUUGCGGCCCGUGACCGAGGUAUAUGAGUCUGAUGGUGCAUCGGUGAUCUCGAAAGGUCGUUCUCCGUACACGAAUUCCCAGGGGCACCGACCGCCUCCAUUGCCGCCUCAUAAGCCAACAAAUAGCUUGAGCGGGCAGAACAACGAUUAUUACGGCAUUUUGCCCUCUGGGUUUGACACGCCAUUGCUUGAUGAUAGCUCAGCUCCAUGGCACAUUUCACGAACCCCUUCGAGAGGUGAUGGCUCCAUACGUAAACAGAAUUCAUCGUCAGCAUUCCAUCGCUCUGCCUAUCCCGCCAGGGCUUCGAGUAUGGCUGCCAAUCCGUCUGUGAAGCAUCCACCGUCAAUCGAUGGGUUGUUAUCACCACAAGACCAAGCUGUGGGCGGGGUUAAUGGUGUUCGAUCAACCAGCCCUGCCCGGCACCGAGCACAGUCAGCAGGCAAUAACGCGGUGCAAGAGACCAUCAAAGAUCCUCGGAGGCUACAACCGGAGGUGGAUUAUGACAGAGACGUUACCCAAGGGGCGAAUCGAAAUGGUAGUCAAACUCGAAACACCACAUUAAUUGCGGACAGUCCUUUGUUGUCUCACACGGAGGGGUCUCGUCCGACAACUGCGGGGUCGACGAGAAGCAGAAAGGAUAUAGUUAAGGAGAAGAAACGCCGGGACAUGGAGGCAGCGAAAAGAAGCGCCAAGCUAAAAGCUCACCAGAAAAAGGACGCCCCCAGAGCCUUGCACCGACCCUCAACUGCCCAUCCAUCAUCACAACCGUCAGCGGACGAAUCAGACAAGUCACGAACCUCUCAACCGGGUCAAUUAAAUUUGACAUUGAGUAAUCUCAUGGUAGUGAUGGAUGUCGAGCCGUGUACUGCCGAGGAUAAGCAUCUGCCUGUGCGCCCGAAGACAGCACCAUCCAAGGCAUCUCCAGAGCAGAGACCGGAGUCGCCAAUACCCUCGAUCACUGUUAACAGCCCGAGCAUCCCAACGCCACCAACUUCUACCCAAGGGUCGCCCCCACAGAGGCACAGUGCGUCAGACCGCACGUCGUUAACCCGUCGACGGGAAUGGAAGGCUAUCAGGGAACAGGAGCGCAAGGCACGGGAUGCAAUGGCCGUGGCUAGAGCAAAGGCACAACAAUUAGCGUCAGGCGGAGUGACAUAUGAGAAGGGGGCGGUAUCUCAAGCGGAUAAGGAGGUUAUGCGAUUGUAUGAAGCGUAUCGUGAACAUCGUUUGCGUGAUAUGGAACGCCGACUCCGCAGGUUGGAACGCAACGGGGAUGUAUGGCUACAAGCACUAGUGCCUGUUCUGAACAAUAUGAACAAGACCAUGGAGGCUGCGAACGAGCAACCACUGGAGGAUAUCAGAGACUGGGCAUCUGAUGGUGAAACUUCGGGGACUGCAGAAAGAAUAAACAGGAAUGUUCAAAAGAAGCGCCUUACACGGAGGGCAAGCUUGUCGCAGGGUAGACUUCUCGAGAAGCUGACUGGACAAAGGUAUGAUGACGAUACAUGGAGUGACAGCGUGAGCAGGAGUGAUGAUGCGAGCGGACUUGGAACAAUUGAGCCUUUGAUGAGGGAGUUGGCAGGACAGACCGUGCAAUGGCAGGGAACGACGCAAUCACCCGUGGUAACGAAUGGUGGACAAUUCCACCCUAUGCGAAAUUGA